UCGGCUGAUUCAAACCUCGCUACUUUUCACGAAUCCGAGAUAUUCAUCGACUGCCCCAGGAUAAACAGUACAACCACAGUCGGUUUCGUAUUGGUCUCGUUCACUUUCACACUGGUAUCGCACGCCUGACACUUCUCUCCAUUGCCUGGUCUCCAACUCGACCCCAGCACCUACUCAGGCUUACUGAUCAGACACACCACACAUACAACGCUCCUCCACUAUACCAAUUCGUCACCGAGACAGUGUUCGUGAGUGGGUGCCUCUCCCGUCGUCGCGGUAUCAACAUAGUGCUACGGAUACGAAACUUGCUCUGCUCGGACAACGACAUCAACCCUUACAAUGCCCAUACCUCAUAAUCGACGUUCACACGCCAAAUCUAGGCACGGCUGUCUGACCUGUAAGAAGCGUCGGGUCAAAUGCGACGAGGUUGGCCCACCGUGUGGAAACUGCAAGGCUCGCGGUACCGCCUGUGAUUAUGGCAAUGUCCAGCACAGCACGGCCACGAGUGUAGAUCUGAAUGCCAAUGCCGCAUUCCCUUCAAUGACUGGCUUGAGGUCGACGUCUGCACUAGGUGGACUCUCGGCAUCGAUGUUGCAUGCUUUUGGCGAUAAUGCUGAAGCUGGGCCUCCUCGAGCCACGAUGUCGGACGCACCUAUGUCGAAUACACAUCUGAGUGUCCCACAAGUUCCACAAGUUCCCAAUCCCACCGAUGUCAAUUUCUCCAUGGCCACUCCGACAAGCUCGAUCCGAAGCUCAACAUCGGUGCCCAACUCAUCUCGAACGAGCGCUGGGAGAACCACUGGUACAUCCCCUGCUCGAGGACUCGCUACCCCUCCUUCCAAUCCUCCCACUUGCAGCUCCACCACCAAAUCACCCUUGCCCUUUCUGGCCAAGACACAUCCUCCUCCUCCCUCCAGCAGUGAAGAACCGGCGUCGCGGCAGAAGAUGACGUACCCGCCGACCCAACAGCUACUAGAACUGCAACUCAUGCAUCGGUGGUCAACCAUUACCGCCCCGAGUAUAUCUACCCCAGCGUGCGAAGAUCUGCCGAUAUGGCAAAACCGAGUUCCAACCAAGGCUUUGGAGCAUCCAUUUCUGCUCCACGGCAUCUUUGCCCUGGCAGCUUUUGAUAUUGCCAGCUCUUGUCCGUGUCGGAACAAUCCAGCAGUUGACAGCAAUGGGGCCCCGACAACGGAAGAUCCCCACCAAAGAUCUUCGGUCGGCUCAUCCCGCAAUGUGUCCAACUCACCCUCUCCACCUUCUUGUAGCGACUGUCGACGGUACAUUGCCGCCGCACACUCGUACCAGGAUACGGCAUUUCAGGCAUUCCAAACCCAACUUUUGAACAUCACCAACGAAAGCCACACCGCCGUCUUGUUCUUCUCGGUCCUACUAACCGAAAUCAUUCUGUGCCCGGCCCAGUUUUCUUCAUCUACGGAGCAUGAAAGUCCACUGCAAACCACUAUCAUGCAUUUUGAACUUGGCCGUGGCCUUACCGCCGUCAUCAAGAAGAGGACCGAAUGUAUUGUCGAGGACGACCUGUUUAGGCGCGCUCUUCCUAUCUACCUUCUACCCAAGGUGCCCCUAGACACUACCACGAGCCUAAUGUUACGACACCUAGACGAGCUCAACCAGGCCAGGCCAAAGUGUCCCACACAGAGCGGUUGUCAUACUGCCCUUCUGUGGCUCAAGGCUCAUUACGAGGUCUGUUUGCAGCCGGAUUUUCGCGUCUACGCCUUGGCCUGGCCCGCCAUGAUGGGUGAGGACUUUGUCGCCGCCAUCAAGGCUCAUGAUGUGGUUGCUCUUGGCAUUUUGCUGGGCUGGGCUGUCUUGCUCGAUUACAUGGGUCGCCAUAUUUGGUAUGCCCGGGCCUUUGGCCGUAUGUUGGCCGAGGAAGUGGUUGGAGUCUUGGAAAAAGGGACGGAUAGUCGAAUACAUGACACCUUGGGAGAUGUUAUGGAAUGGUCUUUGGUGCACGUUCGAGGUGCAGGUCUUCAAUCAGAACACGACUUCACAUAGAUCUUAUGAUAAAAAUCACAUGCCAGCAACGAUCUAAAA
This is a messenger RNA of Exophiala mesophila, 2058 nucleotides long. RefSeq lists its product as uncharacterized. Bases 340 to 2019 code for a protein of 559 amino acids. Lineage: Eukaryota; Fungi; Ascomycota; Eurotiomycetes; Chaetothyriales; Herpotrichiellaceae. Gene Ontology annotation, molecular function: zinc ion binding; DNA-binding transcription activator activity, RNA polymerase II-specific. The transcript has a single exon. Gene Ontology annotation, biological process: regulation of transcription by RNA polymerase II. The record is from RefSeq and is a predicted model, not a curated record.